Messenger RNA from Harpegnathos saltator (Jerdon's jumping ant), 2567 nucleotides. RefSeq lists its product as uncharacterized. The transcript has 4 exons. The record is from RefSeq and is a predicted model, not a curated record. Bases 9 to 836 code for a protein of 275 amino acids. NCBI's taxonomy places the organism in Eukaryota, Metazoa, Arthropoda, Insecta, Hymenoptera, Formicidae.
AAUCAGCAAUGUCAUCGCUUAUCGUGUCGAAUGAUCUGCACCUGAUGAUGCUGGAGAUUGCUGUGGAAAAUCUCUUUGUCCCGUGGGCAUCCGAGUUCGACAAGGUGAUCUUGAAGAAAACGUCCAUCGUGUUUCGCAUGCUGGACGAUGAAUGGACGUCGCUGUCGCCAAACCGGCGUGAUUACCGUUCUUAUCGCGGCUCCAGCGAGGAGAACGAGAAGUUUUACGGCGGUAGAUCCGUCGUCUUCUGCGUGUCAGCGAGCUUCUUCGAGGAAGAAGCCAGCGGCAUCGAUGUCCAACUCCACGUACGGAAGGAAGUGUGCAAGUAUUUCGAGAUGGAUUCGUGCCAGAGCGUGGGCUUCGUCAUUGUGCCGGUUAAUGAUCUUCUGAGUGGCAUCAGGAAGCAGAUGCGAGAGCGGAACGAAUUGGCGGAACACUUGUCAGACUUCUACAGGCGACAAAUUAUCUCGAGGUCCACGAUGGGAAUUCACACUUUGCUGGACGAAAACUUGCAAGACACCGCGGCCACAAUCUCGCUCUACAUUCGGAUCAGUUAUCUCGGCAAAAGUGUCAUAACGGAAAUCACACGUUUCGAAGAUACACGCGUAUCAUUUUACGCUCGCAGGCAGCCAGACGAGAAAUGGCCAUAUCACUUGCAACAGUUGACACUGAAGAACUUGCAAAGCGGCCAUUGGGACAGUUACUUGCCUCAUCUUCCUCGUGGUCGUUUAAUAUGUCGCUGCGAAGAACUCGUUGAAAAGGAGGCCGUCUAUCCAGCCGAUGAUCAGUCAAUGACACAAGUUACAGUCGAUCAAGUAAGAGCAUGGUCGGGUUAAUUUAUAAAAAAAUUUAUUAAAUAAAAUUUUUAAAUACAUAUAUGCAUUGUAUACUCGAUGAGAACAAGGAUGCAAUUAUGUCAAUAAUGCGUCCAGUCACCACUGGCGUCGAUAAUUGCCUGGCAUCUGCGAGGUAUGCUUUCGACCAAAUUGAUGGCGAUCCGACGAAUCUCGCAAGAUAACUGCUUCAAAGUGUACGUGCGUUUUCCACGAAGCUUCCGCUUAAUGCCCACACAUUUUCAAUGGGAUUUGCAUCGGACGAUUGCGACGGCCAAUUAUUUGGAUGUCCUUGCCGUUACAAUACGCCGUCAAUUUGGUCGAAAGCAUGCCUCGGAGAUGCCAGGCAAUUAUCGACGCCGGUGGUGACUGGACGCAUCAUUGACAUAAUUACAUUCUUCUUCUCGUCGAGUACAAUGCAUAUAUGUAUUUAAAAAUUUUAUUUGAUAAAUUUUUUUAUAAAUUAACUCGAUCACGCUCUUACUUGACCGACUAUACAUCAGUAACUCGUUUAACGUCUCGAUUAACAUCUCAGUUAACAACGAUAAGGAUACGCGAUAAUUUAAUCGUCGAUUAAUUUAGAGACACUAUAUAACAUCAAGGCGUUACCUUCGGAUUUUUUAUUUUAGAAAACGAGGGAAGGAAAUGUUUAAUUUUAAGCCGGGAAUGAAACUCUCUGUUGUGCUGACAGAUCAAACCGCAAAAUCCGAUUUAUUCUACCUCUCCGAUUUAUUCUACCUCAACAAUUAGAAUAGAGUUUUUUCUACAUGUGUAUACGCGAAACAAACGCAUGAUAGAAACAGAAUUCCGAUAUUUUUAGAAUAAAAAUUUUUUUUAAAUGUACGAUACGUUUCGUCCGUUUUUUUUUUUCCUUUAAUUCAUCGAGACUGAUGCAAAACGAACCGAUUGCUUAAACAAAUCUAGGUAAAUAUAACAAACGGUAGAAACAAGAGAAAAUUUUGCAAAUGAAUUUACGCAUUGACAACUGUUAAUAGCAACAAGAUAUAGCUGAACUCGAGAUAGCUGGUCGGUUUAAUGUAAUCGACAUGUCAACUAUUGCGGAUGUCAAAAACGGCAAUACAACGACAAUACACGGCGAUACAACAGUAAUACAUGGCGAUACAACAGCCGUUGAUAUAAUCGCAACAACCGGUGACGUUGAUAUGAUCGCAACAAAAAUAACUGCCGAAGGCAAGGCAGCUGCAGUGAUUGACGCUGAUGCAAUCACAACAUCUGAAAAUGCUGCAGCUCUAUUAAUGGCAAGCAAUGACAGGACGAUCGAUAAUGAUCAAAGAGACGUCGAAGGCAGCCCUUCUGCCAUUGCAGAAGCGGAUGCCGCUGCCAUUGCAAAAGCGGACGCCGCUGCCAUUGCAGAAGCGAAAGCGAAAGCGAUAAAGGACAAGGAAGCUCUAAGAAAAGCUGCGCUGAGCAAAUCGAAACGUGGGGGCAUGGCAACAAUUGGUAUCGCGGAAGGAAGGAAGAGAACCUAUACUCCAUCGCCUCUAUUCCCGCGUCUGCAAACGUAUCCUUUGUGCUGUCGAUUGGAACCCCAUCCAACUUGUUUCAACUACUGCCUCGACAUUUCACCUUGUUAUUGUUAUAGGAUGGCGUGUCCUCUUCAAUAUUUUCAAUACAAUUCUUUCUGUGUGUAACGAGUUCACGCGCAGUGUGACCUCUGUUAUUCGCAGCAAGUUCGAUCUGUUGAAUUGGCUCUCUCCUUCUCCGCGGCCCCCC